GGAACGUGCCAGUCUGGGACGAGUCUCCACUUCCGUACUCGGUUUUUUAUAUCCUGUGAAUUGUUUGCAUCUUCGUUACGUUAUGGGAGAGAAAGAGUACGAAGCAACAUACAAAAUUCUUAUUCUUGGGGAUAGCGGUGUUGGAAAAACCUGUCUGAUCUUUAGAUUCAUAGAGGAUGUAUUUUCUGACUCGUAUAUUUCAACGAUUGGUAUUGACUGUAGAAGUCGAGUUGUAAAUCUAGAUGGAACAAAAGUGCGCCUCCAAAUCUGGGACACAGCUGGUCAGGAAAGGUUCAGAACUCUCACCAGUGCAUAUUACAGAGGAGCAAUGGGUAUUAUUUUAGUGUAUGACAUCACCACUGAGGAUUCGUUUAAACACAUAGCACAGUGGCUACAGAAUAUUCAGGAUAAUGCUUCACCGGAUGUUUGUAAAGUUCUAGUGGGUAACAAGGUGGAUGCUGAAGAUGAGAGAGUCAUAGAGAGUUCAAGAGGAAAAUUAAUAACUGAAAAUUCUGAUUCAGAACUAGAAUUUUUUGAAACCAGUGCGCGGUCAGGAGAAAAUGUGACAGAGGCUUUUAUGGCAGUUGCCAGGAAGAUCAAAGAAUUCAGGGAAAGAAAGGGUGCAAGGUUUGCUUAUCAAGAUGGCCUUAAUCCCGUACUUGAAUCAGAACAGCAACAAGAAAAUUCUCACUCCGCUGCUUGUUGCAGUUCGUGAAAGGCUCAGUUUCCAUCAAUUUUAUAAUGCCUGAUCACAGGAAUUGAAUGGCCGUAUCCGUAGGAAGACGGACAUUACGUCUCAAAUACAUUAUGCGUCCAACUGACAUAAUCACAAGACUGUUAAGUUCGUCCUACGCUUGUUCUACCAUAAAUACGUCUUAUUUUCCGUAUUUAACUAACCGCAUAAUACAAUUGAGACCUAUGAUAAGUCUUCCUAGGUAGCUACGGCCAUUGACGCACGAGUUAAUUAAAGGUUAUUACUAUAAUUAAGGACAAAAAUCAGCGAUAAUAAUUUCGAAUGACGUUUCGAUGACACGUUCGUCAUUUUCAAUUCAUUGUAGAGUUUUUAAUCACAUGCAAAGAGACUUUCACACGUAUUCUCAAUAUAUAAAGAAUCCGUACGAACCUGACAUUUAGAAUUUGAAAACGAUGAACGAGUCAGUCGAAAUUUUUAUGGCUGAUUUUUAUUCUUAAUUGUUUGUCGAAAGCCUCCGUUAUCACUAUAAUAACACUAGUUAUGCAAUGCUUUUCAGUGGUUUACCGUGAAAUAUCCCACGAUCAAGUCACUUGUAUUUUCUCGUUAUACACACGAGGCUUUAGGCGAGUAUACCAAAAAAAUACAAAUGAAAAGUUCGCUGUCUCAUGGUACACCAUUCGAAAGCAUUGCAUAACUAUAUUAUACCAUGCCAUGGAAAAUACAGUGGCCAACACAACCUAUGGCAUGGUAUAAAUAAAUGUAAAAUACAACAAAAUCAUGCUAUUAUAAGGUAUUAUCAACGGUUUGUAAAUUUUGGAAGCUUUGUACCCGUUUGCGUUUUACACCUUGCAUAUAUAUAUUUAAAGAUGCGUUAAAGCGUGACGUGAAAAGUUUCUCGAUUUUUCCAUGGGACUCUCACUUCUCGGGGGGAAAAAAUAAUCAAAUUGAGUUCGAGGAAUGAAUAAAUAAUAUUUUUUUUGUUAUAUUCCAAAGCAUAUUCGUAUU
Molecule: messenger RNA, 1699 nt
Organism: Orbicella faveolata
Lineage: Eukaryota; Metazoa; Cnidaria; Anthozoa; Scleractinia; Merulinidae
Product: ras-related protein Rab-8B-like
Molecular function (GO): GTPase activity; GTP binding
Source: RefSeq, a predicted model, not a curated record